AUGUCCGCUUUUUACGAGGAAGCCAAGUUCUUAAUAUCUGAUGGGGACAAAAUGAGGAUUGAUACGUAUGCUGUAGGUCGUAAAACCAUGCAACAAACCGAAUCCUUCAAGGGUACAAUCUAUGAGAAUGAGAGUCUUCAAAUUAAUGAAUAUCUGAAAACGUAUCAAUUUUUAUUCACCUUGGUGUACGCACUCCCAUUAUCCAACCAUGAUAACUCAUCUCUCAUGCUUAUUGCUGGAUUCUACGCCUUACUAUUCAUGUUCGGAACUUGUGGAAAUGCUGCGAUUCUUGCCGUGGUUCAUCAUGUCAAAGGACAAGACUCGCGUUCGCGUCACAAUACCACCCUGACCUAUAUUUGCAUUCUGAGCAUUGUCGACUUCCUAUCAAUGCUUCCGAUUCCAAUGACCAUUAUUGAUCAGAUCCUCGGCUUCUGGAUGUUCGACACGUUCGCUUGCAAAUUAUUCCGUCUUUUGGAGCAUAUCGGAAAGAUUUUCAGCACUUUCAUCCUCGUGGCAUUUUCUAUCGAUCGCUAUUGCGCAGUUUGCCAUCCGCUACGGCUUGCCGUUCGCAAACAACGCUUCGUGUUCAUUUUCCUCACUGCCAUGUUCGUUCUCACUUGCGUAAUGCUCUUGCCAAUAUUGAUUUUCGCUCAUUCUAAAGAACUUGUCAUGCAUGAAAAGUUCGACUUGGAUCAAGAAGUCAUCACUCGAAUGCAUCUCUACAAGUGCGUGGAUGAUCUUGGACGCGAGUUGUUCAUCAUAUUCACGCUCUAUUCCUUUGUUCUGGCCUACUGCUUACCGCUUCUCUUGAUGAUCUAUUUUUACUACGAGAUGCUGCUCAAGCUCUUCAAGCAGGCAAAAGCGUUGAACAAGACUUUGAAUGGGGGCCGACGAGGGGUUGGAGAGGAGAAGAAGUUGACAAUCCCUGUUGGACAUAUUGCAGUGUACACACUUGCCAUUUGUCUGUUUCAUUUUGCUUGCUGGACUCCAUACUGGAUCUCAAUCUUGUACUCGCUUUACGAGGAGCUCUACCAGGAUGAGAAAACUUCAGCGACACCACCAACCUACGCUUUCAUCUACUUCAUGUACGGAGUACACGCACUGCCAUACAUCAACUCGGCUUCCAACUUUAUUCUUUAUGGACUCUUGAAUCGGCAGCUUCACAACUCACCGGAACGCAAAUAUACUCGUAGUGGUGCUCCAGGUGUCACUCGUCAAGCAUCUCAUGGAUUGACAACAGGUACUCGACCAGAAUACAGCGAGCUUAUAACUAUCCCUACCCACGUCCGACCGGAUUCUCGUGUCUCCGCAAUGGUUGCCGCUAACAACAAUAACAACUCGGAACACUCACCGCUCACCCAAAACCUGUCGGCUUCCGCUCCAAAACGAGUUUGA
This is a messenger RNA of Caenorhabditis briggsae, 1395 nucleotides long. It is a transcript of the gene Cbr-npr-18, whose product is annotated as Protein CBR-NPR-18. Gene Ontology annotation, molecular function: G protein-coupled receptor activity; peptide binding. The record is from RefSeq and is a predicted model, not a curated record. Gene Ontology annotation, biological process: G protein-coupled receptor signaling pathway. Lineage: Eukaryota; Metazoa; Nematoda; Chromadorea; Rhabditida; Rhabditidae. Bases 1 to 1395 code for a protein of 464 amino acids. Gene Ontology annotation, cellular component: neuron projection; membrane. The transcript is spliced from 12 exons.